Molecule: messenger RNA, 4961 nt
Organism: Oryctolagus cuniculus (rabbit)
Lineage: Eukaryota; Metazoa; Chordata; Mammalia; Lagomorpha; Leporidae
Source: RefSeq, a predicted model, not a curated record
GUGGGAGCGUGGGUGGGAAGGAUCACUAUGCUCCUAAAUCUGUAUAUAUGAAAUACAUGAAAUUUGUAUACCUUACAUAAAAUUAAACUCGUUGCUGGAGGUCAGCCUUACCCUGAUACUCAAGCCAGACAAGAACACAACAAGAAACGAUAGGUGAAAAUCUCUGAUGAACAUAGAUGAAAAAUUUUAACAUACUGCCAAAUCAAAACUGACAGCAAUCAAAAAGAUCCAUCAUGGUCAAGUGGUCAUAGUUCAAGGAUGCCUAUAUGUGGAUGCCAGGGCCACAGGUGGUGGCCCAGCCCACUGAACCCAGCGCCGGCCCCUAUUUAUCGUUCUUUAAAAAAGAUUUAUGUAUUGGAAAGACAGCGUUACAGAGAGCGACGCUUGGAAAGGAUGUCCCCUACAGAUAGUGACCAGGCCAAGACAGGGCUGGCCGGGCCACCACCUGUGCUUGGCGAGCCCAGGUCCCUCUCCCUCCUCGCGGGCUGGGCGGAGCUGCCGCCCAGGUCCGCCCCUGCUGGCCCCGCGUCCACCACACUAGUAGUGCAGCUGGCCGCGACACCAAGAACGGAGCUACAGCGAUGGCGAUGAUGGCAGGCAACGCGGCCUGCUUCCAGAGGGGCAGUCUGUUCUGGUUCGCGGUCCUCACGCUCUCCUUUGGCUACUGCACGUGGGCUGUUCUCUGGCCACACAGCAUCCCUUAUGAGAGCCUUGGGCUCCUGGGCUCGUUCACUCAGUCUCUGGUGGACCAUCAUCACACCCUCCUGCACAACAGGCAGAGUUACAACAGUGGCAGAGACAGAGGAAAAUCUUCCAUCCACUGGCUCAUUCCCCAAAUGGCAGCAAUGACCGGUGCUGGGCCAGGCUGAAGCCAAGAGCCAGGAGCUUCUUCCAGGUCUCCCACAAGGAUGCAGGGGCCCUCCUCUGCUGUUUUCUCAGGCGUAUUAGGAGGGAGCGGGAUCAGAAGUGGAGCAGCUGGGACUCAAACCCAGGGUCCACUCUGGCGCACGGCUCAGGUGGGGUGGCCUUGAGGAUGGGUGGCAGUGGCCAAGUCUUCUCAGGAACCACUUUCCACUGGAGGACCAGGAGCUGAGCUCUGGGGUUGCCCCACAGGUGUCCAUGGCUGAUGCUUUGAUAGGGCUCAGUGUGACUUUGGGACAUUGUAGGAAGGGCAUGCAAAGAGGAAGAUGUGCCCCCCACCCCCACCCAGACUCUCCUGUGGGUCUGGAUCACACAGUCUGUGUUGAGGAAACCAUCAGCAUGUCUGUGGCUGCUGUGAAUCCACUGUGGUGGCAAUUGGACAACCAGGCUCACCAAGCUAAGGGGGACCUCGGUGGAGAUGGCGCACUUAAAAAUACCUUCAAAAUGUCCUCUAGGAGUUGAUUUUGACCACAUCUCACCUGAGUCAAUGAAUAAUGCAUUUCUAAGGUACACUAUGUCCACCUGAAAAUUCUGCAGUACAACCACCCUGCCAGCAGAAUUCACAGAGGAACAUGCAAAGACCUUAAAGGGGAGGCACAGAGCUGAGCAGGGACUGCCCCAACCCCUUAGCAGGCUCCCCAUUGCAGCUGCCCGGACACACCUCACCCUGCUGUUCCUGAUUCUGGCUCCCUGCUGGAAGUAUUGCACUGUGCUGCACUGCACAGUGGGCCCCUUGGAGCCUCCACACACCAGACAGAGUGAAGGUCUGUAGUAGCCAGACGCAAAGUCCCAGUUCCCACCAGAAACAAUUCUUGGGCUUUUCUCUGCACAGUUUCAGAUGCAAGGUGCUAGGGCCAGAGACUCAGUGCCUGCUGCCUCAGGUUGUCACUGGGUGGUGCCUGACAACUCAAGUGACCAGGACAGGACCUGACACACUUGCACACUUCUGGUCACCAUUGCUGCUUUGAAAGAGGUCGCGGGAAAUGACUGGCUGGCUUUCCAGGGUUCUGUGCAUAAGGAGCAACUGUGUAUUGAGAAGGCCCCAAACUACAGGACAAAUAUGGCCACAUGCCCACCCCUCUAGCUUGGAGUGGACACCUCUCAUCAAGUCCUAGAGCAGCUCCCCUGCCCCUCCAUAUAUCAGACAAAAGGGGUCCAUUUGCCUGGGGAGUCAACAAAUGAUCGGUCUCCCACGGCAGUUCAAAGGAGAGCUUUAUUGUGCCAAAGAGACUGGGAAAGUACAGCUCCCUAAAACUACUGCCUCUGUGAGAAGCCAUUUUUGAGGGAUUGUAGAGUGAGGGCGUGGCUGGGAUAGAGGAAAAAGAGAAGCAAGAGGGCCCUACCUGCUCAAGCAACCCACAGCAGCACGCAUCGUGUGUUCAAAACCCAACUCCUGCUGGGCUCUUACAGCUCUCCUUGCUGUGAGGCCCAAUCCCUGGGGGUACAGCAUUGCAAGAUCACUCUUCUUGGAAUAUUCUUGGGAAAACAAGAAAGAGAAUAAAUUGUUAGAUGCUGUGCCCCUGCCCAUGCCCCUGCCUGUUGUCUAAAUCCUACUGUCUGAGUUACAGAAUUUUUUUAAAGCUGUAUUUAUUUGAAAGGCAGAAUGACAGAGAGACAGACAGGCAGACAGAGUCUUCCAUCCACUGGUUCACUCCCCCAAAAGGCCGCAACAGCUGGAGCUAUACCAGGAGGAGGAGCUUCUUUCGGGUCUCACACAUAGGUAUAGGGGCCCAAGGACUUGGACCAUCUUCCACCACACUCCCAGGUGCAUUAGCUGGGAGCUAGAUCAGAAGUGGAACAGCCGAGACUUGAACUGGCAACCAUAUGGGGUAGUAGCUUUACCCGCUACACCACAGCACCAGCCUCUGGAGACAUGUCGCUUUUUUUUCAUAUUUAUUUAUUUAUUUGAAAGUCAGAGUUUCACAGAGAGGAAAGUCAGAGAGAGAGAGAGAGGACUUCCAUCUGGUGGUUCACUCCCCAGUUGGCUGCAACGGCUGGAACUGUGCAGAUCUAAAGCUGGGAGCAAGGAGUUUCUUCUGUGUCUCCCAUAUAGGUGCAGGGGCCCAAAGACAAGGGCCAUCUUCUGAUUUCCCAGGCCGUAGCAGAGAGCUGGAUUGGAAGUGGAGCAGCCGGGUUUUAAACCGGUGCCCAUAUGGGAUGCCGGCACUCAGGCCAGAGUGUUAACCCGUUUCACCACAGCGCCGGCCCGGGGAGAGCUGUUUUUUCACAUUUCCCUCCCUCCCUGGAGGCAGCAACAUACACUGCUCAAAACGAGGGACCGCACCCAUGGUGAAAUUUAAAGGAGUCCAUGCAACCUGGGUCUUUCUCCAAACUUUUCUUCCAAGGGACAAAUAGCUGGCAAUUAAACACCAAGAUUAGAAGAUGUGAGUCUAAAACUUGAAAAUGACACAUUUUACAUACACAAAUACUCUACGAAUGAAAGCCCUGAUGGUACUUCAUAUGAUUUAUAGCAGUAAAUUAAAAUCCCUAGAUGAAAUGAACUUAGUAUUAGAAAUCAUAAUCUCAAAAGUUACUCAAGGAGAAAUGAUAGUUUCUAAUCAACGAUAAUGAGAUCAGGAGGCAAAAUCUCCCUCUAAUGAAUCUAUCAGAGCCGUCAUUGUAAAAUCCAAACGUUUAAUGAAGGGCUAAGUGUAGUGUUGUACAAAAUUAUAGAAAAUAGUAAGAAAGGUAGCAUAACUAACUCCUAUAAUCCUAGUUUAACAUGACACAACCCCCUACAAUAACUACCAGUACAAAAUGUCCUUCAAGAAUAUAAAUGCCAACAUGAUAGAAAAUAUGUUCACAACCCUAACCAGCCACGCACACAAAGGAUGUACACUAUGAGCUAGUUCCUUUCUUUCAAGAACCUUCGACUCCCAGGUACACAAUUGUAGUAUGACAGGCAUCUGCUGACUCAAAAGCCCAACGCCAUUUCCUGCAGCCACAUUUCUAGUCCCAGAAGUUGGCACCGGUGUGUUCCUCUUUCAAAAUGUCCUGGAUUUCAGAACUGGGCAUCUCGGGCACCACCUUGCUGUGUAUCUUGCUCGUGAGGUUCUGUUGGAGAACUGAGUACCCGCAGAGCUGUGCUCAACACCUGCAAGAACGUGAGCUCUCCAUCACCUUGACGAUCUCCAGGCUGCUGCUGGGACAGAGGAAAAGGCACCCUGUUCUCUGCGCUGUUGUGAUUCUGCUGCAUUGGAAACUGGUCCUGGGAGGGCAGCUCCUGCCAGUAAUCCAGAGGCUGCUGGGGCUGCUGAGGGUGCGUUCCCCAGCCAUUCUGCUGCCAUUCUUCACAUAGUGGGUAACGAAGAGAGCUCUUCUGCUCCUGCAGCUGUUGCAUUGCUCCCUGAGCACUGGGAACACUGGGUAGCAGGGAAGGCCAGUCAGGCUGCAUGACCCUCAUCUCUGACCUGGACCUCCCAAAAUACGGUGCGGAUGAAAAAGGAUGAAUAAACCUUGCUCCUGGAACGCCACGGGGAAAAGAUCCACCUCCUACAUUCCCUUGAUUCUCCAGAGCAUAGCUCGGUGCCUCUUGAGCACCUCGAACCCCAGAAUCCCAGGAGCCGUAGAGCGGGCUGGGAACCUCCCAAGUGGGUGGAGUGGAGUAGACAGCUCCGCCCAGCACAGAUGCCUGGGCAGCGUUGGGAGACCAAUCCUGGGCAUUCUGCAGGCUUACACCUGGGGGACCUUGGACAGGGAGUGCAUAUGGCAUCCUGGCUUCAAGCACUUUGCGUCUCUUCUUGGCUGGUAGCCUGGCUCUUUUAUUUUGGAACCAGUUCUAAAAAAGAAACGAAACAGAAAUUACUUUCGAGUCUAUAUAUUCGCCAAUGUAGGAGAAUUUUGUAGUUCAUCUUAGGAUCAGCGUCAUCACUGAUUUGCUUCGUGACCUUGAGGAAGACAUGAAAAAUGCAAGCAUGCUUUCCUGGGGCUUCCUGUGUUAUUAUAUUUAUAAUACGAGAAUGCAUUUACAGUAAAUAUGAUAUGUAAAUGUAUAUAUAAAUAUACAUUUAUGAUAAUUAAAAUCAUGUAAUUUUGCACAA